CGUAGCAGUUGAAUUUAGGUUUUUUAACAGUUCACGCAAUGCAUUGUGGGUAGGUCAGGAGUAGAGGGGACGCCAUGUGCUUUUGAGGGAGAGGAUCCGCUGGAAGGAGACGUGUGUGUGAUAAAUUUGUCUGUUUUCUCAGCGAGAGGACCUCCGGCUCCAUUUACCGUCGGCAUGUUCUGCACCAGCCGCUGCCUCCGCACCGCGCUGCGAGCCGCAGCCAGCACGCAUCGGCAACAGCUUCAGCGGCAGACACCAGCCUUGUGUGCUCUCAGACUUCUGAAAACCAGUCCAGCCUCGUCUUCAGAUGCCAUCGCCACCCCUCCUCUAGAUGGAGCCCCCAAACAGUAUUCCCCCAAAAUCCAGCAGCUUGUCAGUGACAUAGCCAGCCUCACCUUGUUAGAGGUGUCUGAUCUCAACGAACUCCUCAAGAAAACUCUGAACAUUGAGAGUGUCGGAAUGAUGCCGAUGGGGGCGAUGGCGACAUUAGCUGCCCCUGCAGCUCAGGCUGCAGAGGAGGAGGCAGCACCAGCAAAGAAGGAGAAGACUCACUUUACAGUAAAAUUGACAGAAUUGAAAGCUGCUGAAAAAGUAAAGCUUAUAAAGGAAGUGAAAAACUGCAUCCAGGGCUUGAAUCUGGUGCAGGCUAAGAAACUAGUGGAGUCUCUUCCACAGGAAAUCCGGGCCAACGUAUCCAAAGAAGAGGCAGAGAAAUUAAAAGCAGCCCUGGAGGCAGCAGGUGGCACCGUGGAGUUGGAGUAGAUCUCGUCUGCCCUUAUGCCCACUGUUUGCCAUCAUUUUGCUACUCAUGCACUUCAUCCUUGAGUUUAUUUCUUUUUCUUUGUUUUCUUUCCUC
Messenger RNA from Pelmatolapia mariae (spotted tilapia), 856 nucleotides. RefSeq names its product mitochondrial ribosomal protein L12 (gene mrpl12). Gene Ontology annotation, cellular component: mitochondrial large ribosomal subunit; ribosome. Gene Ontology annotation, biological process: translation. The coding region runs from base 175 to 762 and encodes 195 amino acids. Lineage: Eukaryota; Metazoa; Chordata; Actinopteri; Cichliformes; Cichlidae. The transcript is spliced from 5 exons. Gene Ontology annotation, molecular function: mRNA binding; structural constituent of ribosome. The record is from RefSeq and is a predicted model, not a curated record.